Molecule: messenger RNA, 257 nt
Organism: Dibothriocephalus latus
Lineage: Eukaryota; Metazoa; Platyhelminthes; Cestoda; Diphyllobothriidea; Diphyllobothriidae
Source: the annotation of a GenBank genome assembly
UCGCCGUGGUUUUUCUCUCCCGUCUUUUGGGUACCCUCCUACCGGUGGUCCUGCCCUUCCUUGUGAAUCACCUGCUGCCCUCAGCCCGCGCACGACGUUCCGCCUACAACCGAACCGAGCGGGAGAUACGUGAUAUACGCCAUCAGAUGGCUGGCCUGAAUAUGGUGGACAACUUUGCUGCGUAUUCAAAGCUGGAGAGGAAGCUGAGGAACCUGAAACGUCAGCAGAUGUCCUGGGAACGGUACCAGAUGGGCACU